ACCCAGUAUCUUUCUUCCUGUCUCACUUGUUGCGCACGAGAGCAACGUUAGAACCUAACCUAGUUAACCAAGUUGUUAUUAGAAGUAGUAGAGGCUGUAACGGUUAUAAACACAUGUAUUGAAGUUUUAUACAAACGACUAAACAAAAAGUGAAAAUGGAUGCUUAUGAACUUUUUCAAAAGCUUUCUAGUGGUGUUCAAUUUAAUAAAAAACGUUUUCUUGCCGAUGCACAAAGAUUUCAGCUUGUUAAGAAACGAUCAGAAGAUGCGGUUAUAACCGAAGAAACGCAUAUUGAAAUACCUAAUGGUGAAAAUUGUUUAUCAACAUCUAUUAAAAGGAAGCAUGACGUAAUUGACAAUGAAACAGAAAACAUUAGUCAAUUAGUACUACUCGAUGGUAUAACGGUCCCCGGAGAUGGAAGUAAAAUAAAAUCUAAAAAGUAUAAAGAAUCUUUGUCUACAGAGAAGCAAUUAAAACUACAGCAGGAAGCGAUUAAUCAAUUUCGAAAUCAACAUCGCAUAAGAGUUACAGGCGCACGUAUACCUAAACCUAUCUCAACAUUUAUGGAAUUGUCUGAAAAUUUUGGUGUAACGAAGCAUUUGAUAAAUAAUAUUGUAAAUUGUGGUUACGAACAUCCUACACCAAUUCAGAUGCAAGCUAUGCCUGUUAUGUUGCAAGGCAGACAAAUGUUGGCUUGCGCACCAACAGGAUCUGGUAAAACAGUUGCAUUUUUAUUGCCCAUAAUCCACUGUUUAGGUGGACCACGAAAGAAAGGAUUCAGGGCUGUUAUUUUAAGCCCCACAAGGGAAUUAGCUAAACAAACAUACAGGGAAUGUGUACGCCUUAGUGAAGGUUAUAACUUUAAAAUACAUAUUAUCAGCAAAAUUAGUCAAGCAUUAAACAAAUAUGGGCCUCAAAGUUCACAGAAAUUUGAUAUAUUGAUUACUACUCCGAAAAGAGUAAUAUUUCUCUUAAAUCAGGAUCCACCAGCUAUUAACUUAAGCAACGUCAAAUGGCUAAUAGUAGAUGAAGCAGAUAAACUUUUUGAGGACGGGACGCGGAGCUUUAGAGAUCAAUUAGAAGAAAUUUCAAAAGCAUGUACAAAUCCGAAUUUACGCACUGCGAUGUUUAGUGCAACUAACACGCCGGUCGUGACAAAAUGGUGUCGACAAAAUCUAAAAGGUUCUGUAAUGGUUACUGUUGGUCAUAGAAACGCUGCUACCGAUUUAGUGGAACAAGAGCUUUUAUUCGUUGGAACGGAAAGAGGAAAACUUGUAGCACUUAGAAAUAUUAUUCAAAAGGGAGUACUACCACCUGUACUAGUAUUUGUCCAGAGUAAAGAAAGAGCUCAAGAAUUAUUUAAUGAGCUUAUAUAUGACGGAGUUAAUGUAGAUGUUAUUCAUGCUGACAGAACACAAACACAGAGAGAUAACGUUGUUCGUUGUUUUCGAGAAGGAAGGAUCUGGAUAUUAAUAUGUACUGAAUUAAUGGCGAGAGGUAUUGAUUUUAAAGGUGUAAAUCUUGUCAUUAAUUACGAUUUCCCACCAUCUGUUAUUUCCUACAUUCACAGAAUUGGUCGUACUGGCAGAGCCGGUCAUAAAGGAAAGGCAGUUACAUUUUUUACUGAACAAGAUACUCCGAAUCUAAGAAGUAUAGCUGCUGUAAUGAAAGAGUCUGGUUGCAAUGUUCCCGAUUAUAUGUUAACUAUGAGAAAGCAUACCAAGAAAGAAAAGCGGAAACUUGAACAGCAAGCUCCACCUAGAGAAAAAAUAUCUACCAAACCAACAUUCAAACGUAGACGUAAUGAAAAGAUAUCAAGAAAACCCGUUACAAAUAAUUGUGAGAAAAAAGAUGACAGUAUGAUAGACAAAACAGAUAAAAUUUUAAAACGAGCG
Messenger RNA from Megalopta genalis, 1895 nucleotides. RefSeq names its product DExD-box helicase 52 (gene ais). The record is from RefSeq and is a predicted model, not a curated record. Lineage: Eukaryota; Metazoa; Arthropoda; Insecta; Hymenoptera; Halictidae. Gene Ontology annotation, cellular component: cytosol. Gene Ontology annotation, molecular function: ATP binding; RNA helicase activity; nucleic acid binding. Gene Ontology annotation, biological process: maturation of SSU-rRNA.